Messenger RNA from Xyrauchen texanus (razorback sucker), 9177 nucleotides. RefSeq names its product DENN domain-containing protein 4C-like. The transcript has 34 exons. The coding region runs from base 205 to 6009 and encodes 1934 amino acids. Gene Ontology annotation, biological process: regulation of Rab protein signal transduction. Gene Ontology annotation, molecular function: protein binding. The record is from RefSeq and is a predicted model, not a curated record. Gene Ontology annotation, cellular component: cytoplasmic vesicle. NCBI's taxonomy places the organism in Eukaryota, Metazoa, Chordata, Actinopteri, Cypriniformes, Catostomidae.
CACAAACAUGGCGCCUACUUGCUGCUAUACACACUGACGCUGGAGAGCAACAAAGUUUCCAGGAAUAAACACGGUGCACUCGUAGCGUACACUGAGGGGACGCUUUAUUUUCACUUGAGACGGAGUGGACUGGCUGAAAGCUGCAACUUGCCUACAUGUCAACGCGUUUUCCUAUAGAGAUCUAAACAGCUGGCCCUUCCAGCCAUGAUUGAGGAUAAGGGUCAUCGUGUGACAGACUACUUCGUAGUGGCUGGCCUGACAGACAAGUCCACCCCACUUGAACAGGAUCUGUCUGAAGCCAAAUCCAGCGGACCCAAAGCUCCCAUCACAGACUUGGCCGUCAUCAACAAGUCGGCUGCAGAAACAGUCCCUGAAGGUUUCACCUGCAUCGAGAGCACCUAUAGCAGCCAGCCAGCCAAUCUCAACCAUGGAAGUCUCAAGAGCCCAGAACUCUUCCUGUGUUAUAAGAGGGGCCGCGAGAAGUCUCCACUGAUUGACAUUGGGGUGCUGUAUGAGGGUAAAGAGCGUCUCAUUCCAGGCUGUGAAGUCGUCCUGGCCACACCAUAUGGCCGCUGUGCAAACGUCAACAACAGCUCAACCACAUCCCAGCGCAUAUUCAUCACGUACCGACGAGCGCCCCCUAUCCAGCCGCAGAACUCACUGGCUGUAACUGACAUAUGCGUCAUCAUCACAAACAAGGGUGAAACUCCUCCUCACACUUUCUGCAAGGUGGACAAGAACCUCAACUGUGGCAUGUGGGGAUCGAAUGUCUUUUUGUGCUACAAAAAGUCAGUGUCUGCCUCCAACUCCAUCGCCUAUAAGGCUGGUCUGAUCUUUCGAUAUCCAGAGGAAGACUACGAGUUAUUUCCCCUGUCAGAGUCUGUUCCCCUGUUCUGCCUGCCUAUGGGGGCCAAGAUCGAGUGCUGGGCCCCUAACACGCGCUACCCUUUACCCGUCUUCUCCACAUUUGUCUUGACCAACUCCAAUGGAGAAAAGGUGUAUGGAGCUGGGAUACAGUUCUAUGAGCCGUAUCCUGUGGAGGUCCUCAAUGAGAAACUUAAGAUCCAACUCGGUCUGCUCUCUCCUGUGGACAAGAUGGUCGUACCCAACCGCACUGUGAACACCAACAAGUGCAUCUGCUUGCUGUCUCGUUGGCCUUUCUUUGAGUCGUUUAGGAAGUUCCUCAUGUUCCUGUACAAGCUGUCUGCCAAUGGAGUCAACCCACUGCCCAUUGAGAAACACAUAUCCCACUUCAUGCACAAUGUCUCCUUCCCUUCACCUCAGAGACCCAGAAUACUGGUGCAGUUGUCGGCACAUGACACCUUAAUCCUGUCCCAACCUGUUUGUACACCUUUACCACUAAGUGGAGCAGACUACAGCACCCUGCUUAUGAAUCUGGGCCCAGAAAACUGUGCCACACUGCUACACUUUGUCCUGCUGGAGAGCAAGAUCCUGCUGCACUCCCUCAGACCAGCCGUGCUGACUGGAGUGGCUGAGGCCGUUGUGGCGAUGAUUUUUCCAUUCCAGUGGCAGUGUCCGUAUAUCCCUCUGUGUCCUCUGUCUUUGGCGGGAGUCUUGAAUGCACCAUGUCCCUUCAUCGUGGGUGUGGACUCGAGAUACUUUGACCUCUACGAUCCCCCACCAGAUGUAGUCUGUGUGGACCUGGACACCAACACUAUAUAUUUGUCUGAUGAAAAAAGACACAGUAACUGGAAGAACCUCCCAAAGAAGCCCUGCAAGAGUCUAAUCAACUCCCUGGGAAACCUGCACCACCAACUUGCCACUGCAGUUCGGCGGGCAGCACUUGAAGGCUCGGCAGUUGAGAUGACCCCAAUCGAGGCGGACUUCACGUGGCAUAAAAAGAAGACCGAGCUAGAGAUGGAGAUCCAGGAGGCGUUCCUGCGCUUCAUGGCCUCCAUACUGAAGGGCUACAGAAGCUACCUCAAACCCAUCACACAGGCACCUUCCGAGAAGGCUACUGCUGCUGACUCACUCUAUGACCUCCAAGGAUUCCUGAAGAGUAGAGACCGUACUCACCAGAAGUUCUACUCUCAGCUAACAAAGACCCAGAUCUUCAUUCGAUUCAUAGAGGAAUGUACUUUUGUCAGUGACAAGGACACUGGCCUGGCCUUUUUUGAUGACUGCAUUGAGAAACUUUUCCCUUCCGACAAAGGAACGGACAAGGGCACAAAGGUGGAAGGUGAGUCUUUUGAGGAGACCAGGUUGAUGGAACUGGACGAGUCUCUGAAGAGCGAGCAUACAGUUUUCGUCAUGCCUCCCGAACCCUCUCAGGAUGACGGCCCUGACCCCCCUCCAAAAUACAGUUAUAAGAAUUUUCCUAAUUUGCGGUUGGAGUUGUUUGAUCGUCCGCGAGAGCUGAAGCCAGCGCUGAGCACUAGAGCUGCAGGGGCCAGUUUGUCCAGUAGUCCCGCCCUGCUGGCCAAGAGAACCAAGCAGGAAAUUAAAAUGUCCUACAAGUUGGCAAAGCGUUUCUACUCCAAUCCACCCCAGUGGGCGAAGUGUCUGUUCAGUCACUGCUACAGUCUGUGGUUUAUCUGUCUUCCUGCUGGCAUGCGAACAGCACAGUCCAAACCCAGAGCCAUGCAGCAGGCCUUCAAUGUCCUGCUCAAGAUGAGGAGCUCAGAGGUGGAGGUACUCGAUGAGGUUUGCUACCGUGUGGUGAUGCAGUUGUGUGGUCUGUGGGGGAUGCCCGUCAUGGCUGUACGUGUCUUAAUGGAGAUGAAAAAGGCUGGAGUUCAACCCAACGCUAUUACUUAUGGAUACUACAACAAGGCUGUGCUGGAAAGUCCCUGGCCAAGCCGUAACCGCAGUGGACACUUCAUGUGGACCAAAAUGAGGAACCUGGUGCGAGGAGUGGUGCAGUUUAAACAGGCACUGCGUGGGACAGCUCUUCAUAAAGGACCUUCUCUGAUAACCCCAGAGGUAUUAGCUGGCUCAGUUGCUCGUGGAGAUGGAGACCGACUGAGUCACUGCAGUGCAGGCAACUCAAAUGAGACUAAUGUGGAGGGACACACUCCCUUUUCCCGAAGCCUUCUAGUUGAGGAUGCUACUGACAGUCACUUAAGUACAGGUGGUCAGUCAGAUCAGGGUUAUGGAUCAAAGGAUGAGCUUCCACAGGAUCUAACAGAUGCACAUAUAACCUCUGCUUCCCUGUCCAGCGUCCACACCAGCAGCAGCAAAGCCAGCAACACCAAACAGAAUGGGGAUGAUAUUUCUAGUUCUGUGGACAGUGUUGUAGCUGUGACCGAGCCUUUCAAUCCUGCUGAGAUAGUGCCUCCUGGUGCCAGCAUUGUUAAACUGUCCACUGGGAACUUUGACUGCAGUGCAGGCAGAGAAACCGGAGGUGUUGGCACAUGCAAGCUCUUCAUGCCUCACAAAAAGAGUGAAGAUAUAGCCCUGCCUGUGGAGAACGAUUCUACCAUCUCAGAUUCAGUCUCGAAGACUACACAACAGCAGAGAGUGAAAGCAUUUGCGGAGCACAGCUGCAGUUUCAGCGCGGAGAGCAAAGCUGGCAUGCUACAAAAGAAGGGCAGUCUGGAGAUCAGUGUAGAUCAAAUGGGCGCUGACGUAAAAAUCCUCGCUGCCGCGUUCCCUGGCAGCCUCACCCCUCCACCUUCUGCAACCAUCCCUCCCUUUAAGACCUUUAUGUUAAGACCUGCCCCCAAGGAGGAGGAACAUGAAGAUCAAGAAACAUGUUUUGAGGUAUAUGUAAAGGAACAAAGAAAAGAUGAAGUAUCGGUGGCGGUGACAACACCGCCAGGGAGUGAAGGAGUUGGGCGGAGCAUAAGCAUUGGCUCAUCCUCCUCUAAAGCGGUGGAGAGGGAGGAUGUUGAGGUGGGGGCGGAUCCUCUCUCGCUCUUUGCUUCGGAAACUGAGGAUGCAGUCUCUAUUCAAAGCCUGGAGUCCACACGCCCAUUUCCAGCUGUGGUAUCAAGGAAUCUUGCAGAUGAAAUUGAGAAGUACAUGAGCUUAAAGAGUCCACUUGGUGUGAAAUCCCCCAGCAUGGAGUUGCAACAGGGGGCAAACCGUGAAUCGGGUGACUGCCUGGACACGCCAGCAGUUAAGCAGCCUUUGGAAAGGAGAUCGAGCCUUCCAGCUGGCCCCGUCAAAGGACCUAGUUCAACGGACACUCCAAAACGAAGCCCUGGCGUUCCACGCUCUAAGACUUUUGCUAUCAAUUCACCCAAGACCCCGGGCGCUGCCGGUCAAAGGUCAUCGUCACUGACCGCACUUGUAAAGUCAUCACAGAGUAGCUCAUUGGGAUCUGUCAUCAAUUCCAUAUCAGGAAUUAAGAUGGACUCGCUGCUGUCGGGGCCUAAAGUUGACAUACUGAAGUCAGGCAUGAAGCAGGCAGCCAAUGUAGCUAGUAAGAUGUGGGAUGCAGUGGCCUCAGCGUAUUCCUACUCUGAUGAUGAGGAUGAGAACUCCCAGCCCAGAGACGGUUUCCCAGCCAGGCUGGAAGAAAAGUUGCUGUCUGCCGAGGGAACAGCAGACACCCCAAGAGGUCUGAUGCCCAGCCUGGCAUCAAACGGGCUCACGUGCAGCAACACCAGCCUGGGCAGCAGCAGCGGUAGCAGCGAUACCAGCCGUGGUCAUCUGCCAACACCUUUGACUCCUGGCCGGUCUAUGAGAAGCGCAGACUCGGAAAGGUCUGAACACAGUUCUUCUCAUCACGCCAGCACCUCCAGCAUUUACCAGAAUUGUGCUUUAGAGGUCCUCAUGUCGAGCUGCUCUCAGUGUCGAUCAUGUGAGGCUCUGGUGUAUGACGAGGAGAUCAUGGCAGGCUGGACUGCAGAUGACUCCAACCUCAACUCCACCUGUCCAUUAUGUCAAAUCUCUUUCCUCCCUCUGCUUCAUGUAGAGUUCCAUGACCUGCGUGCCACACCAGGCUUCUAUUUGAAGACGAGCACAUCAGGAGAAAGUAUCCACUGCUCCAGCACUCAGCCGGCCACCUCUGGUUCCUCAGAGGUCAAAGUGGGAAGUCCUACUGACCCUCCUGACCUCAUGAGCUGUCCUGAAUCCCCAGAGGAAAGCGAAGGUUCUGUCGCGAUACCCGUUUCUCAAACUGGAACACCCAAGAUUCUUGCACCUGAGCCAGUGCAUUCAGACCCCUUAAGUCUAAUGGAGAGACAAAUUGAGAAACGCAACACCUCUUUGACCCGCAGCAACAGUGUGGGUGGCCCUUUGCAAAGCCUGGACUGCAUUCAGCGGCCCAGUCAUGGCAUAUCCACCACCAGCCUACCCAACAGCCUGCUUGAGGUGGCGGACACAUUGGGUCAAAAGCGUCCAAACCCCAAACCAGUUUCUGUGCCAUAUCUCAGUCCACUGGUCCUUCGCAAAGAGCUGGAGUCACUAUUAGAGAAUGAGGGGGAUCAGGUAAUAUAUACCCAUAACUUUCUCAGUCAACAUCCCAUCAUCUUCUGGAACUUGGUGUGGUAUUUCCGCCGUUUGGACCUACCAAAUGUUCUGCCUGGACUCAUCCUUACCUCUGAGCACUGCAAUGAUGGAGUACAGCUGCCGCAGACAUCUCUGUUUCAGGACAGUAAGCAGGUUUAUGUGCAGCUGCUGUGGGACAAUGUGAACUUGCAUCAGGAGCCCACUGAGCCCCUUUAUCAACUCUGGAGGAUCUUCUUGCAAAGAAAGGGAACUUUAGCUACCACUGACCACCAGGAGAAAAGGACUCUGUUAAACAGCAUUGUACACAACAUCCAGACAAACAAUGUUUAUGGCCCCAUCAACUCACUCCUCAGAGAGAUCAAAAAACGACCAGACGUUAAACGACAGAGGAGUAUCUACAGGGAAAUAUUGUUUCUGUCACUUGUUGCUUUGGGAAAGGAGAACAUAGAUAUUGAGUCCUUUGAUCGUGAAUACCGUCUUGCAUACAAUGAGCUUAGCACAGAGCAGCUCAAAGUCCUGUCCCCCAUUGACAGACCACCUAGCAAUAGCGUGCAAUGGUGUCUCAAGUGCUUCGGAGCCCCUUUUAUCUGAUUUAACUCACUGUGACUGUUACAUUUCUGAGGCACGAACCGAAUGAUGAUUUGUGGAGCACAAACUCUUGUACAGUAAUUUCGUUUGUUUGCACCAUCUCCCAAAAUGUUUUACUUUUUAUCAUCUACCAGAAUAAAAAUGUAUUGGCUCCUUUGCUCUGAAAUUUCUGAGAGUGUCUAGCGCAGCAGCCGUACAGUGGGUAGAAAUGGCGUUUUUACUGUGUCGCCCAUCUCUAGUGUGCAACCUCUAUUCAGACUACAGUGGAAGUAAAUGAUGAACUCGGUGGAAAAAUCGGCUCACUGUAAGACUAAGGAAGUUUCUCAACACUGCCCUUCUAACUUCAGCCUAACGUAACUGUGGAAGGAGUCUUGUGGAUAUGGGGAGAGCGUUCUGGAGGCGUGGCCGUGAAAAUGGAUGUGCACUUUCAGAAAUGGUUCCUUUAUUGUUCUCCAUUGUUGCAUUGUGUUUUUAUACAUAUAUAUUUCUAUAUUGGGAUAUUCGAACUCUGUUGCCUUUCUCAAAGUGAGGGAUCUUGAUCUAGAUUUCAGUGGAGUCUUAAACACCUAGCCCAUCGAGGUUAACAUGGGACUUCAGUGUCAAAGUGCAACGUUACGUGAGAGGUUUGUGUGUGCAAUGUGUGUACAUUGGCUAGACCACACCUUAAAACAACAUACCGUGACAGCGGACAAUCAUAUUAAUUCCAUAACAUUCCAGAAUGCAUCUCUAAUGUCUUAAAGAGAGGGUGGAAUCAUUACGAUUGAUGGUAGAGUAAUGAAAUAUUAAGUAUAUUUUCUUAAAACUGCACAUCAGACCUUAAAGGAAUAGUUCACCCAAAAAUGAUAAUUUGCCAAUCAUUUACUCACCCUUAGGUCAUCUAAGAUGUAUAUGAUCAACUUUUUUUUUCAUCAGAACAGGAUUUAAGAUUUUGCGGAAAGUAUCCCAGGUUUUUAGCUUCAUCCAAAGCAAGUGAAUGGACACCAAUUUUUGACGGUCUAAAAAGCACACUUAGUCAGCAUCAAAUGAAUCCGCACGACUCCAGUCCAUCAUGUAAUGACUUCUGAAGUGAAAUUGAUACAUUUGUGUGUAAAGCUAAUUAAAACCGUUUACCACAGAGUACUUCACAUGAGAGUUAGGUCAAUUCAAACAGCUACAGAGAGCUGGUGGAAGCUCCGAUUUCCAAAAAAAAUUUAAUUAGCGAUUUGUUUUUCACACAAACAUAUCGAUUCACUUCAGAAGACAUUACUUAAAUGACUUUUUGGACUGUCAAAAAUUGGUGUCCAUUCACUAGCAUUGGCUGAAGCUAAAAACCUACUUUCCUAAAAAUCUUAAAUCUUGUUCUCAUGAAGAAAGGUCAUAUACAUCAUGGAUGUCCUGAGGGUGAGUAAAUUAUCAGCAAAUUUGCAUUUUUGGGUGAACUAUUCCUUUAUUGUUGACUAAUGACAUGUAUUGGGGGAAAAUCAUGAAAUACUUUGGGAAUUGAGGAGUCAAUUAUGAAGUGAUUUAACUUAUUCAUUUAUAUACAUUAUAUAAAAUUAAUUUACAGUUUGUAAUCUCUUCACACUCUUAUGUGUACAGCAAUGACGCUUUAACAUUGAAAGGAACACGUCCAUAGAACCUCAUACAAGAAUGUAUAUCUCUUUUUUUUUUUUAUAUCUCCUAGAUUUAGUCUUGUGGGAUACUAGUAUCCAUUAAUUUUCUAAGCAAAAAACUCUUAAAAUCAGUCCAGUUUUUCAGUCCCGAUGUACAAGCAAAUCCAAAGGAUGUAUAAACCUUCCAGAUACUGUCAUUCGCAAAUGAAUCAGUGAAGAAAUUGAAAUAAAUCUUGUGCCUUGUUAUCAAGUCAAGGUAGAAUUUAUAGGAUUUGUAAAAUUUAAGAUUUAUUUACUAAUAAAUUAACAUGAUAGAGUGCAAUUGGUCUGUCUUAAGUUAUUUAUCAUUUUAAUUGUUACUAUUUAAAUCUACUGAAUAUAUGUAUUUUUGAUAGCCAGUGUAAAUGCAACAUUCUCCCUUGGUUUUUGGUCCCUUGAAUAAAGUGUAAGUGUAAAUAACUUAUAUCUGACAUUACUAUUAAGUCAUAUCAUUAUCCAGGAGAUGUUUUAGUAUGUGAUAAUCAUGUACACAACUCUAUUGUUUGUGACUUUACAACAAGUUUCCCAAGAACAAUAGACCACGAUAAAUAUAAAUUUACCUAGAGCGGACUAUAUCGAGAAUACAAUGUAAUGUUCUGUGAGAACAAAUGAAAAAAAGAUUAAUAUAUACUGUAUGUAUACAUCAUUUUUUUACUGGGUAGAAAUACUGUAUGUCCUAGUAAAGCAGGUGUAUCAUUAUCUAAUUGUUAGACUGAAUGUUUGGAUUGCCACUUAAAAGAGGAAAAACUCUUGAGGUUAUACAGUAUGCAUCAAACUGUUUAAUAAUCCUCAUCUGUAACUUUAUUUAUUGUGAUAAGAUUUAAUCAGUAUAUAAGUAGGCAAUAAGUAUAGCCUCUUAUCUGUCAUUCAGAAUACAAACAAAAACUCCUUGAUUUGACAAACUUUAAAGUCCCAAAUAAUGUACUAAUGUAGCAUUCAAACUCAGAUUAUAUCCUGACAUAAUUUUGUUCAUUACAGUAUUUUACUGCCGUAAAUGUGUAGAAUUAACUUCAAGAAGGAAUAAUACUGACAAAUGCAAAUAAUAUAAUGAUGUGAAAAACUGUGAAAUUGUAUGUCAAGACUGAUGUAGACAAUACGGUUAACGUUCACAGGUCUUAAACUAAUGCUGUGUAAAAGUUUGAUAUUGUGGGAUCACUUGAAGCAAUGUGUGAGUAACAUCUCUGUAUCUAGAUUUAUUUAAACCACGAAUUGAGGGACUGUAGUUCUAGUUAAAUCCUAAUUGAAGGGCUCAUCAUGACCAGGGUUUGAAAUUACAUAUCAGAGGAAUGUUUAAAUUGGUUCAUACAAUGUAUCCUCUGCCAUCCUGUGAAGUGGAUGUGCAUUUGUCACACUGCAAUAAAUACAUGUUGCCCUGAUUUGACUGUGGCUAAAAUGUCUUGAUAACUUGAAUACUUUCCCUGUAACAAAGUAUGAUUAUUAAUUUAGAAUUUAUUGCAAUAUUUUUGUCUCACAAAUUCUGCAAAUCACAUGACUAAUGAAUAUGACUGAUUGUCCCAAAUAAAGACUUAAGAUAUUGAUA